GUUUUCUAGAGAAAUUUGCCAUUACUGCAACAAUAAUGAUAGACAAAGGUGGAUAUUAAUAAGUGAAAUGCACAAAACGAUCGAACUUUUGAAAGGGUGCGAAACAACAAUUCAAAUUAUCAAAUACACAUGAAUGAUUGAUAACAAUCUGUUGAUUGAUAGUCAUGGCAACAGUCAAUGUACACAACAAUGACCUGCAGUAACUCCAGUGCGAUUCGAAAUACCGGCAGACAAACAAUUACUUUCCAUUCGCAAUGGAAGACGAGAACUCCUGGGUCUUCGAUUCUUUGGUGGCCUUCCUCAACGGUCCCAUCUGGAAUGCACCACUGGAAAGCUUCAUCGAAGAGAAAUCAUUGAUUUUUGAACCAAAUGUGCAAGACAAUGAGAACUACAGGGGAGUUUACGAGGAGUUCAAGAAUUUGGUGGACUUCAUGUUGGGUAAUUUCAUGGAGGAUAUCGGCAUCACACCGGAACAGUUUGAACACGCUUGCAGCGAGGGGAGGAAGCAUCAAGUCAGCUUCGAUAAUAACUUGUUCGAGCAAAUAUGGGCAGCCAACGACUAUGAAAUGUUCAAAAGAAUGAUGGCCCAAAGGAACGUGGAACUGCAGCUUCAAGCUCUGGAGUUAAUUGAACAAAAAUACGGAAUUACACCGGAGUCUUUUAUACCCAACAAAAGGGAACGACAUACUACAAUACAGGAAAUACCGGUCAUCAUAGAAAAUUCCAAGUUAGAGAAGGCCAUCAUGGACGAAGUCGCAAAAAAAUUUCCUGAAGAGACAACUAAUGACGUAAUGGAAAUACUGGAAGAUAAAGAGGUGCUUCAGGAGUCCCUAAAACAAGUAAAAGAAAAAGUUCAAGAACGGUCAGACUCGGCAACACCCAGCACAUCACACGAAGAGAAGGCUACAGAAAAGGAACCCAUUAUAGAAAAGCCGGUGGAAGAAAAGAAGCCAUCAAAACCAGCGACCAAAGAGGCAGACGCAAAAUCCAAAGAGGUAUCAGUCACCAUUAAUUUUAGUAAGUUUUGUUGUUGUUGCUGUCGUUUCCAGAUUGACGCGAGGGAACUGAAGAAGCGCCAGGAGUACUUGCGAGCCCAACGCGACAAGCUGGUGGCGCUAAAAAAGGAGGAGAGAAAGAAGCAGUUGAACGCCGAGGCGGACACGUCGGACAAGUUCCGCAUACGGCCCAAGUCCGCAAAGGCAGCCGAGGCAGUGCUGGCUGGCGACAAGUCGCCCAUCGAGCCGCAGCAGCUGCAGAUACGGAAGUCGCUGGCCGAACGGCUGAAAUCUGAAGUGGUGUUGAAAACGCGGUCGGAUGUCAAAUAAAAUGUGGAUCUUUUCACUUAUAUUUAUUUACCUAAAUAUAACGAUUACAUUUUUAUUUUACAUUUUUUUAAAAACAUUAAUUACAUGAAACAAUGUUAGAAAAAUGGCCUUCAUUAUUCUGUUUUUAAAAAACUUGUGGCUUGUAUAAAAAAUAUCGUAAGGCUGCCAUUUUAUAUAAUAAAUAAUAAUGUUUUUUUUAUUUGGAAAUUGUGCAAAUAUGAUUAUGUAAGUACCUAUAAUUUUAUUUAGAAGGUAACUAGAACUAUUUGUUCAAUUUCCAAACGCUGUAUGAAAUAAGAUAUAUUCGCUCACAUUGUACGUCCUCUGGAUUUCUGAUCUUAUCACUAUUUUGGUAUAAUUUUAUAUAUACACUUGGAAAUAGAUGUCUUAUUUAUAUUGCUGUAAAAAAUGUAGUUGAGCGAACAUACAAGUUACUAAUAAAAUAUUAUGUACA
Molecule: messenger RNA, 1779 nt
Organism: Aethina tumida (small hive beetle)
Lineage: Eukaryota; Metazoa; Arthropoda; Insecta; Coleoptera; Nitidulidae
Product: cilia- and flagella-associated protein 36
Exons: 7
Coding region: 255-1325 (356 amino acids)
Cellular component (GO): ciliary base; axoneme
Source: RefSeq, a predicted model, not a curated record